CAGAGGAGUUAAACAGGAGAUGGAGUUUAGCAAAAUUUAUUUUCAAACCCAAGCUCCUACGUUCCAUAGUAGAAGAAAAAGAUCUGCUUUCCUCUUCGAAAAGUCAUUGAACUGGAUUUGCAUCCGCUUCUCUCAAAACUACUGUACUUUCAUCAACAUCAGUGGAAAUGGCAGGGAAAUUCAUGCGUGCGGUACAGUACGAUAGCUAUGGUGGAGGAGCCGCUGGUUUAAAGCAUGUUGAAGUUCCAGUUCCAGUUCCAAAAAAAGAUGAGGUUUUGAUAAAACUAGAAGCAACUAGCCUGAAUCCUUAUGAUUGGAAAAUGCAGAAAGGAGUGAUGCGGCCUCUUCUUCCUUGUAAAUUUCCUUUCAUACCUGCCAACGAUGUGGCAGGAGAAGUCAUGGAGGUUGGAUCUGCAGUAAAAAAUUUUAAAGUUGGUGACAAAGUUGUGGCUCUGCUAAGCUCUUUGAGUGGAGGUGGCCUUGCCGAAUUUGCUGUUGCUAAGGAAAAAUUAACUGUGGCAAGGCCCCCAGAAGUUUCAGCAGCUGAUGGUGCAAGUUUACCGGUUGCUGGUCUUACUGCUCACCAAGCUCUCACAAAAUCUGCUGGCAUCAAGCUUGAUGGAAGUGGCAAGCAGGUAAACAUUCUGGUCACUGCAGCUUCAGGAGGAGUAGGUCAUUACACUGUUCAGCUGGCAAAGCUCGGAAACACACAUGUGACAGCCACCUGUGGGUCUCGCAACAUUGAAUUUGUAAAGAGCUUGGGAGCUGAUGAGGUUUUGGACUAUAAAACCCCAGAAGGGGCAGCUUUAAAGAGUCCAUCUGGUCGGAAAUAUGAUGUGGUUAUACACUGUGCAAACAGCAUUCCCUGGUCUACCUUUGAGCCUAAUUUGAGUGAUAACGGGAAGUUAGUAGAUUUAACUCCUGGGCCAAGAGCCAUGCUUACUUUUGUUCGAAACAAAGUUACCUUCUCCAGAAAGCAACUUGUGCCUCUUCUCAUGAGUCCCAAAAAAGAGAACCUAGAGUAUCUACUUAACUUGGUGAAGGAGGGGAAGAUUAAGACUGUGAUCGACUCAAAGCAUCAUCUGAGUAAGGCUGAAGAUGCCUGGGCGAAGAGUGUCGAUGGUCAUGCUACUGGAAAGAUCAUUGUGGAGAUGUAAGUUCAUGUAUGUUGUGAUUGUGAUUAUGAUUGCUAAAGCUGGCUUGACUUCUGAAGGCUGCUUGUGUUAUUGUGUAAAAAAUGAUACCAUGUAGAAUAAGUUAAAUGCCGUGCUUUUAAGAUAUGUUGAUAGUUGAAUCGUAUACUAAGAAGACAUACUUCUCCAUUUAUAUUCUUGUAAGAUAUGUGGAUUUAUAAGAUUUGUGUUAUGUUAUUAAAUUUGUAAACAAAAUAUGUUCAGGA
This is a messenger RNA of Carica papaya (papaya), 1399 nucleotides long. Its product is annotated as chloroplast envelope quinone oxidoreductase homolog. The record is from RefSeq and is a predicted model, not a curated record. NCBI's taxonomy places the organism in Eukaryota, Viridiplantae, Streptophyta, Magnoliopsida, Brassicales, Caricaceae. Gene Ontology annotation, molecular function: oxidoreductase activity.